Ricinus communis (castor bean) is the source of this 4289-nucleotide messenger RNA. Its product is annotated as probable LRR receptor-like serine/threonine-protein kinase At4g36180. The record is from RefSeq and is a predicted model, not a curated record. Gene Ontology annotation, biological process: protein phosphorylation. Bases 723 to 4154 code for a protein of 1143 amino acids. Lineage: Eukaryota; Viridiplantae; Streptophyta; Magnoliopsida; Malpighiales; Euphorbiaceae. Gene Ontology annotation, molecular function: ATP binding; protein binding; protein kinase activity. The transcript has a single exon.
GUGAAUCUUUGUAGUGGUCAUACGUAACAAUAAAUACAAGGUUUUAAUUUCCAAAACAAAUACUAUAACACAAGCAAUAUUUCUUUCUUUCUUUUUAUUUUUUUCUUAAAAAACAAAACAGAAAAAAAUAAUAAAAAAAGAAGAAGAAAAGCAAAACGACAACAGAGCAGGGAUAAGAUCACACACACAGAUACACAAAACUCAAUGAUUCAACCCAUAUCAUAUCAUAUGAAGUAAGUAGGUUAUAUUAUUACUAUCAUUAAUAAAAAAUAAAAAUAAAACUGGUCCACCAACAUUUGCCGUUUUGAAAAAGUGCUUCUUCAAAGGCUUGUGAGGGAACAGAGGAUAUUAGCAAGAAAAAAAGAAAAAAAAAACCCACAAUUGAUUUAGUUUCUUUAUGCAAAGAAUCUCUGCAUUUUCUCUGUGCAGUAUUUUGUUGUUGUUCUUGUGUAUGUAAGUGGGUCUCUCUCUCUCUCUCUCUCUCUCUCUCUCUCUCUCUCGUUUUCUUCUUCUCUUCCCAUCUUUCUUUCUGCAACAAACACUGUACCCACUCUGUUUCUACACAUGUCUUCUUCUUCUUUCUCUGCUAUCUCUACGCUCCUCCUCUGCUACUUUCAUUAUCUUGAAUCACCACUUUCUUUCUUUGAUCUUUAGUCUUUAACGAUUUUUUUUUUUUUUUAAUAUAACUUAUAAAGAUCCAGUCUUUCUUUGUUUCUUUAACGAUGGCUGUUUUGAUGUGUUUUUAUCUCUCCAUUAACUUGCUGAUUCUAUGUUCAUCUGCUCAAACCCAACGCAGCCCUGAGAAUCUUGCAGAAAUCGAAUCUUUAAUGUCAUUCAAGCUUAAUCUUGACGACCCACUUGGUGCUUUAAAUGGAUGGGACUCUUCAACACCUUCAGCUCCAUGUGACUGGCGUGGAGUUUUUUGUACUAAAAACCGAGUCACUGAACUUCGUCUUCCUAAUCUUCAACUCGGUGGCAGACUCAGUGACCAUUUAUCUAACUUACAAAUGUUAAGUAAGUUAAGUCUAAGAUCGAACUCUUUUAAUGGAACAAUCCCUUCUUCUCUUUCAAAAUGUACCCUUUUACGUGCUCUGUUCUUGCAGUAUAACUCACUCUCUGGUAAUCUUCCACCAGAUAUGAGUAACCUCACGCAACUUCAGGUGCUUAAUGUAGCUCAAAAUCAUCUUUCUGGUCAAAUCUCUAGUAAUAAUCUUCCUCCAAACUUGGUGUAUAUGGAUCUUUCUUCAAACUCAUUUAUAAGUGCACUUCCAGAGAGCAUUUCAAACAUGUCUCAACUUCAACUUAUCAAUCUUUCAUAUAAUCAGUUCUCUGGUCCUAUUCCAGCCAGCUUUGGCCAUCUUCAGUAUCUCCAGUUUCUUUGGUUGGAUUAUAAUCAUUUAGUUGGUACUUUACCUUCUGCAAUUGUUAAUUGCUCUUCACUUGUGCAUUUGAGUGCUAAUGGUAAUGCACUUGGAGGUGUUAUUCCUGCUGCAAUAGGAGCACUUCCUCACCUACAAGUCCUUUCUCUCUCUGAGAAUAACCUAUCUGGCUCUGUCCCUUUGUCCAUUUUCUGCAAUGUCUCUGUUUAUCCGCCUUCGUUGCGGAUCGUGCAGCUUGGAUUUAAUGGGUUCAGUGAGAUUGUUGGUCCUGAAUCAGGAGGAGAUUGUUUUAGUGUUUUGCAGGUUUUGGAUCUUUCAAAGAAUCAAAUUCAUGGUGGGUUUCCUGUAUGGUUAACGAAAGUUGCUUCUUUGACAAUGUUGGAUUUUUCAGGGAAUUUAUUUUCCGGUGAGAUUCCGGCAGAGAUUGGAGACAUGUCGAGGUUAGAACAACUAUGGAUGGCUAACAACUCCUUCAGUGGUGCACUGCCGGUGGAGAUGAAACAAUGUAGCUCAUUGCGAGUUCUUGAUCUUGAAAGAAACAGAUUUUCAGGUGAAAUCCCUGCAUUCUUGAGCGAUAUAAGAGCUUUAAAAGAGUUAUCUUUGGGUGGGAAUCAAUUCUUUGGUUCAGUUCCAGCAACUUUUCGGAGUUUUACCCAGCUGGAAACUUUGAGUUUACAUGAUAAUGGUUUGAACGGAAGCUUGCCAGAGGAGCUUAUUACUAUGAGCAACUUGACUACAUUGGACGUUAGUGGGAACAAGUUUUCUGGUGAAAUUCCUGCAAAUAUUGGGAAUUUGAGUAGGAUAAUGUCAUUGAAUUUGAGUAGAAAUGUUUUCUCAGGAAAGAUUCCAUCUAGUUUGGGAAAUCUGUUGAGGCUAACGACUCUUGAUUUGAGCAAACAGAAUUUAUCAGGUCAGGUGCCAUCUGAACUUUCUGGCUUGCCAAAUCUUCAAGUCAUUGCUUUGCAAGAAAACAGGUUAUCAGGUGAUAUUCGCGAAGGGUUCAGUAGUUUGAUGGGUCUGCGAUAUUUGAACCUAAGUUCCAAUGGCUUAUCUGGUCAGAUACCUCCAACUUAUGGUUUUCUCAGGUCACUGGUUGUUCUUUCAUUGUCCAAUAAUCACAUCUCUGGAGUGAUUCCACCAGAGCUUGGUAAUUGCUCUGAUCUUGAAAUCCUUGAGUUGCAAUCGAAUUAUGUUACUGGUCAUAUUCCUGCUGACCUCUCUCAUCUUUCGCAUCUGAAAGUGCUUAAUUUGGGAAAGAACAAUUUAUCGGGUGACAUCCCAGAGGAGAUCUCUCAAUGCUCAUCCUUAACUUCAUUGUUACUUGAUACUAAUCACCUAUCAGGCAGCAUUCCAGAUUCAUUGUCCAAUUUAUCCAACCUAUCAUCUCUUGAUCUUUCCACUAAUAACUUGAGUGGGGAGAUUCCAGCUAAUCUUACACGAAUUGCUAGCUUGGCGUACUUGAAUGUCUCGGGCAAUAAUCUUGAAGGUGAGAUUCCAUUUUUGCUGGGGUCUAGAUUUAACGAUCCAUCGGCAUUUGCGGGUAAUGCAGAGCUUUGUGGAAAGCCAUUGAACAGGAAAUGUGUGGAUUUAGCCGAGAGGGAUAGAAGGAAAAGGUUGAUUUUGUUGAUUGUUAUAGCUGCAAGUGGAGCUUGUCUCUUGACACUCUGUUGUUGCUUCUACGUUUUCAGUCUCUUGAGAUGGCGAAAGAGGCUGAAACAAAGGGCAGCAGCAGGGGAGAAGAAACGCAGCCCAGCAAGGGCUAGCUCAGCGGCAAGUGGAGGUCGCGGCAGUACAGAUAAUGGAGGGCCAAAGCUUAUCAUGUUUAAUAACAAGAUCACACUCGCAGAAACAAUCGAAGCAACCAGGCAAUUCGACGAAGAGAAUGUGCUAAGCAGAACCCGGUAUGGACUAGUUUUCAAAGCUUGCUACAAUGAUGGAAUGGUACUCUCAAUACGAAGACUACCCGAUGGAUCAAUGGACGAAAACAUGUUUAGAAAAGAAGCUGAAUUUCUAAGCAAGGUGAAGCACAGAAACCUCACAGUACUUCGCGGAUACUACGCUGGACCACCAGAUAUGAGACUCCUAGUGUAUGACUACAUGCCAAAUGGAAACCUUGCAACUCUACUCCAAGAAGCAUCGCACCAAGAUGGUCAUGUCCUAAAUUGGCCAAUGCGACACUUAAUAGCGCUAGGAAUCGCUCGAGGACUAGCAUUUCUACACACAUCAAACAUGGUUCACGGCGAUAUCAAGCCACAGAACGUUCUCUUUGAUGCAGAUUUCGAAGCCCAUCUGUCCGAUUUCGGUCUAGAGCAUUUGACAACAGCAGCAACAACGGCAGAAGCAUCAAGUUCAACAACAGUUGGAACCUUGGGCUACGUAUCACCAGAGGUAAUACUAACAGGAGAAGUUACAAAAGAAUCAGACGUCUACAGCUUUGGGAUAGUACUGCUCGAACUAUUGACAGGGAAAAGACCAGUGAUGUUCACAGAAGAUGAAGAUAUAGUGAAGUGGGUCAAGAAACAGCUACAAAGAGGCCAAAUAACAGAAUUGUUAGAGCCAGGGUUACUUGAGCUGGAUCCUGAAUCCUCAGAAUGGGAAGAAUUCUUACUUGGAGUUAAAGUUGGGUUACUCUGCACGGCACCGGACCCGCUUGAUCGACCAACAAUGUCUGAUAUUGUUUUCAUGCUUGAAGGUUGCCGUGUUGCUACCGAUAUCCCCUCUUCAGCUGAUCCUACUUCUCAGCCUUCUCCGGCACAACAACCCGAAACCUUUUGAAGAACAUCCGAAACCCGAUUUUUUUUUACUUUUUUACUUUUAUAUAUAAUUUUGUUCGUGUAAUGUAAUUUAGUAUGGAAUUUUUGUUUCAUUUUUUUCAAUUCUUGAAAAAAAUUUGAAGUAGUGUUUCGUCAA